Fonsecaea erecta is the source of this 708-nucleotide messenger RNA. RefSeq lists its product as hypothetical. The transcript has a single exon. Gene Ontology annotation, molecular function: COPII receptor activity. The record is from RefSeq and is a predicted model, not a curated record. Gene Ontology annotation, biological process: endoplasmic reticulum to Golgi vesicle-mediated transport. Gene Ontology annotation, cellular component: COPII-coated ER to Golgi transport vesicle; endoplasmic reticulum membrane; Golgi membrane. Lineage: Eukaryota; Fungi; Ascomycota; Eurotiomycetes; Chaetothyriales; Herpotrichiellaceae. Bases 1 to 708 code for a protein of 235 amino acids.
AUGUGGAUUCUUCCCCUUGUGGGGUACACCGGCCUCAUAUUAGGGUUCGGAUUCCUCACUCUCUCCAUCGCCUCGGGUCUCUAUUACCUCUCCGAGCUCGUCGAAGAGCACACCGUUCUCAGUGCGAAACUCCUCAGGCGCCUUAUUUAUGCCGUGGUUGUUGCACAGUUACUACUCUGGCUCGUCGAUGGAUUUCCCUGGUAUCUCACCUUGUUGGGCGUGGCCAGUCACGGUGUCUACGCGACGAACCUGCGGCAUUUCCCCAUCGUGAAAUUGUCCGAUCCUUUCUUUCUGGGCAGCUGUGCCUUGGUCAUCCUGAACCACUGGCUAUGGUUCCGACACUUUAGCGACGCAACAACAAGAGGAGGGCCAUAUCGGGGUGCACCACCGAGCAGCAGGAGAGACUGGUAUUCGACGCCCCCCUCAUAUGAUCAACCCACAUUCACCGAGAUUGCAUCCUACUUUGGGCUGUGUGUGUGGUUGGUCCCUUUUGCACUCUUCGUCAGCCUCAGUGCCGGAGAGAAUGUGCUGCCAAGCAUGGGCUCUGAGUAUGCCACGGGCGAAAGAGAGGGUGUUGGCUUCAAGAAGGGUCACAGAAGGAAGAAUACUGGGAUGGCCAAGGCCGCCGUUCAUGCUACUCGAGAUUGGGUUACGGAGACCGGUGCGGUGAUGGGGUUCUGGCACGCUGACAAUGUUCGGCCGGUGUAG